Loa loa (African eye worm) is the source of this 138-nucleotide messenger RNA. Its product is annotated as rRNA promoter binding protein. The transcript is spliced from 2 exons. The coding region runs from base 1 to 138 and encodes 45 amino acids. The record is from RefSeq and is a predicted model, not a curated record. Lineage: Eukaryota; Metazoa; Nematoda; Chromadorea; Rhabditida; Onchocercidae.
AUGAAGAAAGUGACAAAUUCAAGUUUAUUAAGCGCACGAACACCACAGGAACCGUGGCGCUUUACGGAAACAACAUCUCCAUCUCCGGCUGAACCGAUUCCAAGAAGUCCGUUCCCUAACCAGAAAAGGGAACUCUGA